UAGAUGCUAAGCGAGAAAUAUGUGUGGCUUGGAGAUGUGGCGCAUGAAUCCCGAUCGGGAAAUGGACCGUCGUCCAGCGUGGCUUCCGGUCCAGCGAAGCAAAGCAGACCUGAUCUCUUCCAAGUUCCUGCAUCCAACUCAACUCCAUCUUAUUCAUCGUCUCCUUUAUAGCACGGCAUCGGCCCCGUAUCCUCACUGACAUCGCUCUAACAACCUUUACCUGUGGUGUCCCGCGUCCCCCCGAACGGCCCUGUCGUCCCUUCGCUCACGAGACUUCAUAUCCCCUUCAUAUCCCCACCCCGGUAACCGCCCCUCGGUUCCCCUGUUGUGAGCGAGCUCGAAUUCCUCUCGUCCACCCGCGUAUCCGUCAUGGACAACAACAUGGAAAUAGAUACUGCUCGGUCACCUGAACCCCAUCAUCUUUCUCCCAUAAGCGACCCCGGUUCCAUACCGACUCUGGAUGGAUGGAUCGAAAACUUGAUGAGCUGCAAGCAAUUAUCCGAGGAGGAUGUCAGGCGCUUGUGUGAUCGGGCCAGAGAGGUUUUGCAGGAAGAGUCGAAUGUGCAGCCAGUGAAAUGCCCAGUUACUGUCUGCGGUGAUAUACACGGCCAGUUCCACGAUCUGAUGGAGCUCUUCCGCAUUGGUGGCCCAAAUCCCGACACAAAUUACCUAUUCAUGGGUGACUAUGUCGACCGUGGCUACUAUUCCGUGGAAACUGUCACACUUCUAGUCUGCCUCAAGAUUCGCUACCCCCAACGCAUCACCAUCCUCCGAGGAAACCAUGAGUCGCGCCAGAUCACACAGGUGUAUGGGUUUUACGACGAAUGUCUGCGAAAAUACGGCAAUGCCAAUGUCUGGAAAUACUUUACCGACCUCUUCGACUAUCUCCCCCUUACUGCGCUCAUCGAGAAUCAGAUCUUCUGUCUCCAUGGAGGUCUGAGUCCUUCUAUUGAUACUCUGGACAACAUUCGUUCUCUGGACCGUAUUCAGGAAGUCCCGCACGAAGGUCCAAUGUGCGAUCUGCUCUGGAGUGAUCCAGAUGACAGGUGCGGAUGGGGUAUCUCUCCUCGUGGUGCUGGUUACACCUUUGGACAGGAUAUUUCCGAAGCAUUCAAUCACAACAAUGGUUUGACUCUGGUUGCGCGAGCGCACCAGCUGGUAAUGGAGGGAUAUAACUGGUCCCAGGAUCGGAAUGUCGUUACGAUUUUCUCAGCCCCUAACUACUGCUACCGUUGCGGUAACCAAGCCGCAAUUAUGGAAAUUGAUGAACACCUUAAGUAUACAUUUCUACAAUUUGACCCCUGUCCCAGAGCAGGAGAACCGAUGGUAUCGAGACGUACACCGGAUUAUUUCCUGUGAUUUGAUAGAGUCUACAAUCUCCAAACAACUACGUCAUCUAUCAUCUGUCUGGAACCGUAUUGCUCUUCAAUUUAGGCUUCUCAUAUCUCCAGUUACUGGAGCUCUCUGGGGGUGAGGAAGCGUACCCAGAGCGCUUUUUGCCUACUUAAUUUCUUUUUACACCCGUAUGUUCUUACCGUUUUGUUGAUACCAUUGAUGAAAAUAAAGAUGCUAUUGGGAUCAAAGGCCCUCCCCUGCUUUUUCUUUGCUAUAUUUACCCGGAUAGAGUAUACUAGCCGGCGGUAUUAUUUAUACACGGCAUAUAAAGCUCGAUGACCAUUCUGUAUACCUAAGAGCUAGUCUCAGUGCCAUGCUUUGCUCGGCACUGCCAACCGGAAUAAAUUACUGCAAAACAUUGCCAUUCGUGCUAUUUACCUUGCUUCCUUUUUAUCCCGUACCGGGUGCUUUCAGGAGUAGUCCUGGACAUAUCAGUUAGAUGAGACAAGAAUUAC
Monascus purpureus is the source of this 1850-nucleotide messenger RNA. NCBI's taxonomy places the organism in Eukaryota, Fungi, Ascomycota, Eurotiomycetes, Eurotiales, Aspergillaceae. The record is from the annotation of a GenBank genome assembly.